Molecule: messenger RNA, 1437 nt
Organism: Aspergillus novofumigatus IBT 16806
Lineage: Eukaryota; Fungi; Ascomycota; Eurotiomycetes; Eurotiales; Aspergillaceae
Product: flotillin domain protein
Exons: 9
Coding region: 1-1437 (478 amino acids)
Biological process (GO): protein localization to plasma membrane
Cellular component (GO): plasma membrane
Source: RefSeq, a predicted model, not a curated record
AUGAGAUACGCAAUCUCUCGACCAAGCGAGUAUCUCGUGCUUACGGGUGCUGGGAUCGAUGAUAUACGGAUAUGCAAGAAAGCCAUUGUCAUGCCAUGGCAGCGGCUGACUUCUCGUUCUACAAUCAAGUGUGCAAGAAUCUCUGUCGCGCCUUUCGACUUCUCUCUCAACCUCCAAGCCAUGACUACUGAAAAGCUGCAGUUCUCACUGCCAGCAGUCUUUACAAUCGGCCCAGAUAAUGAAGCCGACGCCCUGAAGAAAUAUGCGUUGCUUCUGUCCGGCAGCACCUCCGAGGCUGAUUUUGCUAAGGCCAAGGAUCUGACGGACCCAACAAGACGAGGUCAUGUCCAAGACAUUGUCAAGGGUAUCAUUGAAGGCGAGACCCGUGUCAUCGUCUCCAGCAUGACCAUGGAAGAGAUAUUCAAGGAGAGACAAGUUUUCAAGACAAAGGUCAUUCGAAACGUCCAGAGCGAGCUUCAGCAAUUUGGACUGAAAAUUUAUAACGCCAACGUGAAGGAGCUUCAGGAUACGCCAGGCAGCGAGUACUUCGCCUUCCUAAGCCGUAAAGCUCAUGAAGGUGCCCUCAACCAGGCGAAGAUUGAUGUGGCUGAGGCACGGAUGAGGGGAGAAAUUGGUGAGGCCGAAAAGAAAGGACGAGCGAAACAGGAGAUCUCGAAGAUCGAUGCCGACACUGCAGUUUUGGAGACAAAGCGGAAGGCCGAAAAGGCCAAGGCUGACUCUGAGCUCAUGAACCAAAUGAGGGAUGCAGAGCUGCAGAAACAGGUUGAGUCCAAGCGUGCAGAAACAGAGCUCGAACGCCUGCGAGCCGUGGAAGUCACGAAAAGCAAGGUCGCACGCGAGUCUGCUCAAGAAAAUGCAGACGCUUCCUUCUAUACGGAGCAGAAAGCUGCAGAUGCACAGCUAUACAGACGGAAGAUGGAAGCCGACGCGACCUAUUAUCGCCAGAGCAAAGAGACAGACGCCGCCUUUUAUCAGCAGAAGCGCGAAGCAGAAGGGAUUCUAGAAAUGGCCAAAGCAUAUGGCGCGCUCGUCGAAGUUCUCGGUGGCCCUCAGGCUUUCCUGCAGUACAGGAUGCUAGAGACCGGCACUUACGAGAAGUUGGCUCAGGCAAAUGGUCUCGCUAUUCAAGGUCUUAACCCCAGGAUCACUACAUGGAACACUGGAAAUGGGUCCAGCUCCAAUGACGCGAUGGGCCCAAUCAGGGACAUUAUGCAGAGCCUUCCGCCCCUUUUCAGCACAAUCCAUGAACAGACUGGCAUUUCACCGCCGACUUGGUUGGCUCAGAUGCCUUCUGUUCAGCAAACCAGUCAUGCGGCAGUUCCACGAAUAUAUUCACAGUUCCACCAUGACAUUAUGAACCCCCAGGCACUGGAAGGACCAUCGCUCAAUGUUUAUCAACCUGUUAUUGUCCAGUAG